This is a messenger RNA of Cololabis saira (Pacific saury), 1497 nucleotides long. Its product is annotated as pre-mRNA-splicing factor CWC22 homolog. The transcript has 12 exons. The record is from RefSeq and is a predicted model, not a curated record. Bases 351 to 1370 code for a protein of 339 amino acids. NCBI's taxonomy places the organism in Eukaryota, Metazoa, Chordata, Actinopteri, Beloniformes, Belonidae.
GGUCUCAUCUCACCUUAUGUCACCUCGGCUAAAGCUAAGCUAAUUCCAUCUCACUUUCAUUCGUCUUCCUGCGGAGCGGAUAUCGAGCGGAAUUUCUAACCACCACCACUACCUGUUUUUUUUUUUUGCCUCAUUGUGUUCAGCCCUGUUUAUCAUCUGCCCUGAUUCGAUAUUGCACCAUCGGACAGAAUCCAAUUGGAUCAGAUAUUGCACCAUCGGACAGAAUCCAAUUGGAUCAGAUACUGCACUGGCUGCCAUUGGCAGCGUUUCCCCAGACAGAAUCCUAUUGGAUCGGAUGAGAUAAAAUUACAAACACGGUUAAGCUAAUUGGUGCAGGUCUACAUUUAGAGAUGGCCCACAGAGUGAGGAAAUGGCGAAGACUCCAAAGAAGCCUAGAGGAACGUUCAGACAGUAGCGAUCAGGAUAGUAUCGACUUUGUGACUGAUUUUGACGGCACUGACUCUGAAUCGGAAUCAAUGAUUGCUGACCCUGAAGUGACGAGCAGCAGCAACAGAGGUGUAACCCUGCCAAGCUUCCCGGAGCCUCCAGCCAAGGUUUCUCCAAGGCGUGUUUUCAGGUCCAGGUCUAGAUCUCGCUACACCAGACGCCUGUCCAGGUCUCUCAACACCACUCCCUCCAGCUCGGCCACGUCUAACCACGCCAGGCACCAGUCCUCGUCUCACUCCACCAGACGCCCGUCCACGUCUCACUCCACCAGACGCCCGUCCAGGUCUCCCCACGCCAGACGCCCGUCCAGGUCUCCCCACGCCAGACGCCCGUCCAGGUCUCCCCACGCCAGACGCCCGUCCAGGUCUCCCCACGCCAGACGCCCGUCCAGGUCUCCCCACGCCAGGCGCCCGUCCAGGUCUCCCGCCGACAGGAAUCAAUCCACGUCUCGCUACGCCAGAUAUGAUGUUAAAACCUGGACGUUCCCAUUGCCUGAGGAGGUGUUUCAGAAAAUGGUUUUAACACUGCUCCUUGAGAUUCGGGACAAGGAUUCUCCACAAACAUCUGCACACGUCGGUAACAUCGUCAGGAUGGAGACCAUGGAGCAGUUUGACGAGGAGGAAGUGCAGCUCAUGGACCCCAGUAACUUUGAACGCAUGGUGCAGCGUCUGGCCAGAGUGGGAGGAAGGGGCGCGAAGGGAUGCGUCCGAAAAGUCCUUGACAGGCUGUUCACGAACACUCUAAUGGCCCAAUUUAAUAUGAUGGGCAAGGGCCAGAAGGACAAAAGAGCGUUAAAGGGCACGAAGGUCUUGAAGGCAAUACAAGAAGGAGUUAUGAGGUUCGACAAGGCGGCAACAGAAGACCUCAUCCAGCAAACCACCGCUGACCAUCUGAAACAUGCGCCACAGAGACGUCAGCAGUGAGGCGAGGCACCUGGUCGGUGAUGUGGCAGCCUUAGUUUCCUUUUCUGGACAUAUUUUUUUCUUUUUUUGUUGGACAUAUUUAAGUUAAGUCAUUUCUUAUUAAUAAACUUAUUUUGUUAUUCCUUAU